AAGUCGAACCCAGCCGAGCCGAAUCCAGCCGAGCCGGACCGAGUCGAGGCGGACCGAGCUGAACCGAACCCAGCCGAGCCGAGCCGAGCCGGGCCAAGCCGGACCGAGCGAAACCCAGCCGAGGUGGACAGAGCCGAGCCGAACUGAGCUGUGCCUGAGUCGGACCGAGCCGAGCGGUGCCGGACCAAGCCGAGCUGAACUGAGCCGAGCCGGACAGAGCCGAACCGAGAUGAACUGAGCCAAGCCGAGCCGGACAGAGCCGAACCGAGCCAAGCCGCUCUGCCUCUCACUCAUGGCGGUCCUCGGCCGCACGCAUGUCCCGAUCCCGGCCCCGGUCCCGGCACGGAGUGACCGUUGAGCGCUGCGGCCCGGCCCGGCGUCCAGUUUGUAGAGACAUGCUUAACGGAAGCCGAAAAUACAGCCCUUCCUCGCCGGCCUCCCGGGCAUCCUCCUCCUCCUCCUCCUCGCCAGCGGCGGCUCUGCAGAGAUCCCCGCGGGCCCUGGACCGCCACGGCUCGCUGCUCUCCCAGUACGGCGCCUUGCUGGAGAGCUACACGGAGGGCGAGCUGCGGCGGCUCCUGGGCGCCCUGGCGGCGGGGGCUCUGCGGGCGGGCGGGCGAGCCAAGCGGGCGCGCGGCCGCCGCAAGCCCUGCGCCCUGCGCCAGCUGGAGGUGAGCGUAAGCGAGCUGGGCCUGGGCUACGAGUCGGACGAGACGGUGCUUUUUCGCUACUGCAGCGGCACCUGUGAGGCCGCCGUGCGCAGCUACGACCUGUCGCUGCGGAGCAUGCGGAGCAGCCGGCGCAUCCGGCGCGAGAAGGUGCGGGCCCGGCCCUGCUGCCGGCCGCUGGCCUACGACGACGACGUCUCCUUCUUGGACGCCUACAACCGCUACUACACCGUCAACGAGCUCUCAGCCAAGGAGUGCGGCUGCGUGUGACAGGCACGGGCAGAGCUCGGCCGGCGUCAAGCGACAGGACGAGCCGGGCCACGGGA
This is a messenger RNA of Rhea pennata, 994 nucleotides long. It is a transcript of the gene NRTN, whose product is annotated as neurturin. The transcript is spliced from 3 exons. Gene Ontology annotation, molecular function: glial cell-derived neurotrophic factor receptor binding; receptor tyrosine kinase binding; growth factor activity. The record is from RefSeq and is a predicted model, not a curated record. The coding region runs from base 315 to 938 and encodes 207 amino acids. Lineage: Eukaryota; Metazoa; Chordata; Aves; Rheiformes; Rheidae.